Molecule: messenger RNA, 2005 nt
Organism: Thlaspi arvense
Lineage: Eukaryota; Viridiplantae; Streptophyta; Magnoliopsida; Brassicales; Brassicaceae
Source: the annotation of a GenBank genome assembly
AAGAGAGGGUAGGGAGAAAAUGGGGGCAAAAAACAAUAAUUCGAGCAAGAGAAUAUUCAUGUUUUAUCUAAUACUAAUCUCGUUGUCGUUUUUGGGUUUGGUUUUAAUGUAUAAACCUCUGUUUCUACUCAAUCCCAUGAUCAGUUCUCCCUUGGUAAUUGAGAUUCGUUAUUCUUUGCCGCCACCAGUUAUCAGGAACCCGAGAUGGCUCCGACUCAUCAGGAACUAUCUUCCGGAUCAGAAAAAGAUCCGAGUGGGUCUCCUCAAUAUCGCAGAGAAUGAGCGAGAGAGCUACGAGGCAAGCGGGACGUCGAUCCUGGAGAAUGUCCACGUGCCGCUCGAUCCUCUUCCCAAUAAUCUGACGUGGAAGAGUUUGUUCCCGGUGUGGAUCGACGAGGAUCACACGUGGCACACGCCAAGUUGUCCAGAGGUCCCUCUCCCUCGGGUGGAGGGUACUGAUUCUGACGUGGACGUCGUCGUUGUUAAAGUGCCUUGCGAUGGGUUUUCGGAGAAUAGAGGGCUGAGAGACGUUUUCCGGCUGCAGGUGAACCUGGCGGCAGCGAAUCUGGCGGUGGAGAGUGGGCGGAGGAACGUUGACCGGACGGUGUACGUAGUCUUCAUCGGGUCUUGUGGGCCCAUGCAUGAGAUAUUUCGAUGUGAUGAGCGCGUGAGGCGCGUGGGUGAAUAUUGGGUGUACAGGCCUAAUCUAAGAAAGCUGAAGCAAAAGCUUCUCAUGCCUGUUGGUUCGUGUCAGAUUGCACCGCCGGUUACUCAACUAGACCAAGAAGCAUGGAGACAGCAAAAGAACGAAAGUCUCACAUCAACAACCACAUUAUCACCAUUCGUUGCCCAACGUGUCGCUUACGUAACAUUGCUUCACUCAUCGGAGGUCUACGUAUGCGGGGCAAUAGCCUUAGCACAAAGCAUAAGGCAAUCUGGAUCAACGCAGGACAUGAUACUUCUCCACGACGACUCCAUAACCAACGCGUCUCGCAAAGGUCUAAGCCUAGCCGGCUGGAAACUAAGGUUAGUAGAGAGAAUCCGUAGCCCUUUCUCCAAGAAAGGUUCUUACAAUGAGUGGAACUACAGUAAGCUACGUGUGUGGCAAGUAACAGAUUACGAUAAGCUAGUGUUCAUAGACGCAGACUUCAUCAUCGCCAAGAAUGUUGAUUAUCUUUUCUUCUAUCCUCAACUUUCGGCCGCUGGCAACAACAGAGUCUUGUUCAACUCUGGAGUCAUGGUUCUGGAGCCAUCAGCAUGUCUGUUCCAGGAUCUGAUGCUGAGGUCGUUCAAGAUCGAGUCUUACAACGGAGGAGACCAAGGAUUUCUGAACGAAUAUUUUGUGUGGUGGCAUAGGUUAUCGAAGCGUGUGAAUACGAUGAAGUACUUCGGUGAUGAAAGCAACAAGGGCAAAAAACGCCAUCUUCCGGACAAUUUAGAGGGGAUACACUACUUGGGGAUAAAACCAUGGCUGUGUUACAGAGACUACGACUGUAACUGGGACUUGAAAACGCGGCGUGUGUAUGCAAGCGAGUCGGUGAAUGAGAGAUGGUGGAAAGUGUACGACAAGAUGCCCAAGAAGUUGAAAGGUUAUUGUGGUUUGACUCGUAAGAUGGACAAGAACAUUGAGAAGUGGAGGAAAAUCGCUAAGCUCAAUGGUUUACCUGAAAGGCAUUGGAGAGUUGAAGUAAGAGAUCCAAGGAAGAAGAACCUUCUCAAUUAGUCCGUGAGAGCGUUUUCAAUAAAAUUGAUUUGGUUUGAGAGGCGCCAUGGAGGCAUGAAAGCAUUUGGGAAAAAAGUAAACGGAACUCGCUUGUUCACAAACAAAGCGACUUUGAUCCUUUUAGUUUUUUUUUUUAGUGGAAAAAGAAUAGCGAAUUAAGAGAUGACUGAAAUAAUUAGAAGCAGUCAAAAAUAAUGACAUUUUUUUCAAAAUUUUCCAUGAUUGAAUGAUAUAUGUCAUGUAUAUGUAUGUAUUUAUUUGAAGGAAUUUUUUGGCUCUGAU